Molecule: messenger RNA, 2995 nt
Organism: Drosophila obscura
Lineage: Eukaryota; Metazoa; Arthropoda; Insecta; Diptera; Drosophilidae
Gene: rsh
Exons: 13
Coding region: 1-2955 (984 amino acids)
Biological process (GO): regulation of small GTPase mediated signal transduction; activation of GTPase activity
Cellular component (GO): cytoplasm
Molecular function (GO): protein binding; GTPase activator activity
Source: RefSeq, a predicted model, not a curated record
AUGCAGCAGCAGAAGCAGCAGCAGCAGCUGGCGGAUGAGUUCUGCGAGGAGUAUCCACACAAUCUGAUGCCCACGCCCGGCUACUGGAUCGAGUGCUCGCGCCAGAAGAUCUCCAUGCCCACGCCGCACACCAUUUGGGAUGAGAGCGACUCCGAGCACGAGGACAUCAGGGCGGGCAGUGCCAGCGAUGCGUACUUGGAGCGUGAAUGCAGCGAUCUAUACGAGGACGAUGAGGACUCUGAAGCUACACCCAGUCCUCGCAAGAAAACAACCAUUGAGGAGCAGUGGGACCAGCUGGGCGCCUUCGAGCUCAUCUCCGUGGAGCAGGAGACAUACGAAAAGUAUUUCUACGGCACUGAGCACUGGAACUACUUCACCAGCGACGAGGAUCUCGGCCCCGUAAUACUCUCCAUCAAACAGGAGACGCUCAAUGGACGCGACCAGUUCCGCAUUCUGGUGCGCGCUGGCUCCUACACGGUGCACGGAUUGAUUCCAGCCUCCUGCGUAUUUGCCGAUCGAUAUAAUCGCGAGGAGGUUGUUAGAUCGCUGGGUAAAGAAGUUAACUUGAAUCCGCCACUGACAUUGGGACAACUACCAGACACUCCCGAGGAGUUAUUGAAGCUGGAUCAGGUUUUCAUCAAAUCUGAACUGAAAGUUGGCGUCAUAUUUGUCAAGGAGGAUCAAUAUACCGAAGAGCAAAUUCUGGACAAUAAUGAGAACUCACCGCUCUUCGAUGAGUUCCUCACACUGCUCGGCGAUCGGGUGCGUCUACGUGGCUUCGAUAAAUACAAGGGUGGCCUCGAUACGGUCCACGACCUAACCGGCCUGUUCUCCGUUUAUACGAACUGGCGUAAUAUUGAGAUCAUGUUUCACGUUUCCACGCUGCUGCCGUACGAGAAGCACGAUCCACAGAAGCUGCAACGGAAGCGUCACAUCGGCAACGAUAUUGUCUGCGUGGUAUUCCUCGAGGCGGACAAUACACGCUUCAGUCCGGCCUGCAUUAAGAGUCACUUUCUGCACACAUUUAUCUUGGUGCGUGUCUCGGCCCGCAUCAAGCACAAGCCGACGCGCUAUGAGGUGUCCGUGGUGACGCGCGACGAGGUUGGCGCCUACAAGCCGUAUCUCUGGGAGCAGUCCGUCUUCGAGAAGGGACCCAUGUUCCGGGAGUGGCUGCUGACGAAGAUCGUGAACGGUGAGCGGGCCUCAUACUCGGCCCCCAAGUUUGCAAGGAUGCAGGAGCGCACACGGUCGCAGAUGCUCGAGGAUCUGGUGAUGAAUCUCUCCAAUCAUGCGGAGACUGGUCAGAUACCCAAGCCGUAUCGACGCGGCUCCUGGCGACCGAUUGGUCACAUGCGACCCUCGUCGCCGCUGCUGGACUCGGUACGGGAUCAAUUCGAGGACUACGAUCAGCUGGCCAAGGACUUCACGCGCGUGUUCCUCAACGAGGAGCCAUCCUGCCUGAGCAACUCGCAUCUCUUCGAUGUGGUCUUCCUGGUGGGUCAGUCCAAGCAGAAGGCGCGCUUCAUUGGCGUCCGGGCCAUUCUGGGCGUACGCAGUCGCGUCUUUCAGGAGAUGCUGUACGGCAUCCAGACGGGCUUUGGGUCGCCGCAGAUCCCAGUCGCAGAGAUCUUCGCCCGGCCAGCGCCGUCACUGGUGUCGCCACAGAAUCAGAAGCCGAAGAGCAACAACUAUCUGACGGUGCCGGACUCGGACUCCAUACGACCCAAGAGCGUGCCCUCGUCGCCGAUGGUGAAGCGGGCCUUCUCCCGCCUGGGUACAAUCACGGCGGGCUGGGGUCGUUCCAUACGGAAUAAGAACUCGAACCAACUGAAUCCGGAUGACAAGAAGAAGUGGAUCUCGUCGACAGAUUGUUCGAAUAGGGACAGCAAGGACAAGGACAAGGACAAACCGGGCAACAACCAGCUGGCGGUGCCACGACUCUCGGUCUGCGCCGACGCCCAAAAGGUGGACCGCGCCAAGCUCGCCCAAACGGAGUUCAACAUCAUCGAAUUCGAUCCGGACACGUUCCGUGUCCUCCUCGACUACCUGCACACGGGCACAUGUCCCCUGACCUGUGUUUCAAUACCAGGGUUGCUGUGUGCCGCGGAGCACUACGAUCUGCCGGAGCUGCUGCAGGCGUGCUUCCAUCACUGCAAGCAAUUCCUGCGCAUCGAGGUGGUCUGCCCGAUGCUCAUCUCGCUGGAGAACUACUACUGGCGCUACACGUCCGCCUCCGAGCUGGUCAACAUGAUACUGUCCUUUGUGGAGAGCAAGGCGCACGCCCUAUUCAAGUGCCCGGAAUUCCUGCACCUGUCCGAGUCGAUGGUGCAGAUGAUAAUGUGCCGGGAACUGCAGACGCCAGAGAUACGCAAAUUCGAGGCGAUGCUUGCCUGGGCCCAGCACAAGGUGGCCAAGCUGAAGAACCAUCCCAACAAGGACACCCAAUUCGAGUUCGAGUGCAUCAUGGAGCGGCUGACACGCGACCUCAAUCUGUGCCGCAUCUCGCCCAGCGAGCUGCUCACCGUCGUCCUGCCCUCCAAGUCGAUGAAGAACGAGCGCAUUAUGGAGACGCUGAUGGUGCAGGUGAACCUGGGCACCUACCGCAUGCCCGAGCUGGAUGCCUACCGACAGCAGUUGCGGCAGCAGGAGUCCGCCGAUGCCACUGUGCAAGUCCACCGGGUCCACCCACCCAACGAUGUACGAGCCUAUGCAAUGGCCUCCCUGGCCGCCGCCCUCGAUAUGCAGCAACAGCAGGCCCAGCAGCGAGACGCCACCGACGAGGAGGUGGAGCUCUAUGCCAGCUUCGAUAUGGGGCCGAGCACCAGCCGGGUGGCGGCCCAAAUGCAGGCGGCCAAGGAGGCCCGUCGAAAGCGGUGGGCGGCCGAUGGGGCCAGCGGGAGCAGCGGCGAUGGUGGCUGUGCCAGUGGCAGCAGUGGAAGUGGUCGGCGCAAUUGAAUAUCGAAGAGAAUGUGAGUACGAGUGCGAAUGUGAGAGU